AUGCUCAUCAAUCUGUCGGCCGAUGAGGAGGUGCUGGCGAAUCUCGCGGAGGAUGACGCUUUCGUUGAAACCCUUCUCAUAAAACUGACGAACGUCAAGGAACCCAAUGCAGACGAUGUCGCGAUGCUGCUGGCCAACAUGGUCAAGUCGGACAACAUGACCCGGAUCCUGAACUUGAAACGGAGAAUCCCCGAGGCCGUGUCGACCUCCGCGAACGCCAUUGACCAACUGAUGGACUGUUUCGUGAAAGGCGCCGAAGGCGGCCUCAACAAACACGCCAACUACGACUAUCUCUCCUACAUUUUCGCCGACAUCUCCAAGUCUGAAGAAGGCCGGGCGUACUUCACGACGAGGCAGGAGUACGACGGGGUCGUCCCGGUGACGAAGCUCACUGUCUUCACCGAGCACAAGAGCGAUAUCCGUCGGAGGGGCGUUGCGUCAACUAUCAAGAACGUCGCGUUUGAUGUCCCGUUCCAUCCUACUCUCUUCUCCGAGGACGAUGCAAACCUUCUCCCGUAUAUAUUGCUUCCCAUCAUGGGCCCGGAGGAGUUUGAUGUGGAGGAGACCAUGGAUAUGCUGCCCGAUCUCCAAAUGCUGCCUCCGGACAAGAAGAGAGAUAGCGAUCACAACAUCAUUGUAACACAUCUUGAAACGUUGCUCUUGCUGACGACGACACGGGAAGGUCGCGACAAAAUGAGAGCCGUGAAAGUCUACCCGAUCGUUCGAGAAUGCCAUCUCCAUGUGGAUAGUGAAGAGGUUCGCGAAGCGUGCGAUCGGCUGGUUCAAGUCUUGAUGCGUGACGAGGAGGGCGAGGGAAAGCCCAUGCCUCAGCUGGAAGGUGUCCCCAGUGAACAGCAAGCGCAAGAUGAUGACCAGAAGGUUGUGGAGCUGUUCUAG
Aspergillus terreus NIH2624 is the source of this 897-nucleotide messenger RNA. Its product is annotated as protein HGH1. The coding region runs from base 1 to 897 and encodes 298 amino acids. The transcript has 2 exons. Lineage: Eukaryota; Fungi; Ascomycota; Eurotiomycetes; Eurotiales; Aspergillaceae. The record is from RefSeq and is a predicted model, not a curated record.